AUGUCCGAAUACAAAAUGGUCCGAACGAUACGACAUCUCACCGGCUUAACUAUGGAGGUCGGAAGUGCCCCAAAGGUCACGUAUCCUAUGGCGCCAAACGACACCAAGGCCUUGAGGAGUGUCCGACGCCCGGGUGGCGCGAGAAACGUUUCACGCUGGGGAAGAAUGGCGAGAAGAUUUAAACGGUCAACGCAGCGCUUUUAUGACCCUGCCCCUUUUGUUAAAGCGCUUUGUGCACACCCAGUAAUCGGCCCUACCCUCGCCAAUGCCAAGCCGAGCGAUGAGGUCGUCGACUUGCACAAGGCGUCAGGUGGCUCGGGCUCUUACCCGGUCGUGAGGCGAUGGGUCGACGGCUUACAGGCACGGACGCUUUACGCAAACGGCGAUCUCAAGCGGGAUGACAUCCCUCUUGCAACCUUCUCCGACGGAACCGAAGUGCUCGCGCACUCAAACGCCAAUCGCAAGGUCAACGCCCACAUCUCUGGGGUGAUACCCAUGACCCUGCCCCCGAGCUUCGUUGGAAGCUAUCAUCGCACUUUGUCAUCUCCGUGAACGGCCCUCAAAAACCCAAAGACGAGCAGUCAUUCCUCGAAACACUUUGUGAACAGCUCCACAUCUUCGAAGGGGAGCGUACAUCCUUUUCAGCCGCUCGGGACAGGCACGUGCUUUGCAGCGACAGGAUCGUGGCCUGCAUAGCCGACACGCUGGAGCAAGCAGCUCUUGGAAACCUCGUGGGAGCAAGAGGCCUCGCUUAG
Messenger RNA from Microbotryum saponariae, 755 nucleotides. Lineage: Eukaryota; Fungi; Basidiomycota; Microbotryomycetes; Microbotryales; Microbotryaceae. The record is from the annotation of a GenBank genome assembly.